This is a messenger RNA of Chironomus riparius, 1793 nucleotides long. The record is from the annotation of a GenBank genome assembly. Lineage: Eukaryota; Metazoa; Arthropoda; Insecta; Diptera; Chironomidae.
UAGAACAGAGUGUGUGCAUGUUUAUGUGUCUGUGCCCGCGAGUUUGUUGGAAUUAAAAUUAAAUUAUAGCGUUAAAAAUUAACAUAGAAUUUUGAAGUCAUCAUUAGUGCGACAAUCAUCAAACGGAAGGCAAUUUAUAUUUAUGAAUGUGGAUAAUAAUGUUUUAGCAUAAAGCCAGACAAAAUAAAUAUACUAUAUAAGUACCUCAUGCAUGCAUCUUGUUGUGGAUCAUCAUUACUAUUGUUAACGGUGAACGACUGUCUCUUGUGUCUAAGAUAUAAGAAGCAUUAAGGAUUACCAUUCCUACCAACCCCUCCACAAUAAUUGAUUUUGUUUCCUUUCAACUUUAUAUCCUAACGUGAUGAAUGAAGAACGUACACUUAGACAAAAACUACUCUUCUAUACGACUGCUUUCUUCGUGCUUUUGGGUACAUUUAGUUUAUUCUCAUUCCUUUUUCUCGUACCAUUUGUUAUUGAGCCAGCGUUUCAAACAAUUUUUAUGGAAUUCGAUGAAAAUCGAGCUCAAUGCUUUACCGAUGAAGCAAUAGUAAGAGCCGGAACGAAGAAUUGUACGUGGACUUCGUGUCGUGAGGGCUGUACACGUGAUGUUUAUCAAUGCACGCAAAUUUAUGUAAACUAUAAAAUUUUUCCAAAUGGAACUAAUCCGUACAACGAAACUGUUAUGGAUCCAAAGACACCGCCCGAUCUGAAAAAGAAGGAUCAUCGACGACGACGACGUUCAGCACACGAUUAUGAGUAUGUUGAUGGCAAUGAGAGUCCAAAUGAAAUGGAUGAAUCGGGUGAUACAGGCGGUUCGAUUGAUUAUGGCGAACCUACCGAAGGUCUAAUGCCCAAUACCUCUGAAUAUUAUUAUAGACGAGCUCGCCUUUAUCCAAAUGUUAAAGGCUGCGGAUAUCCACCAUUUUUAAAUUGUACUGUUUGGAAUAGAUAUUACCAAAACGAGGGAUCAAACUUUUCAUGCUUUUACUCGAAAGUUGAUCCACGUUUAGUUGUUUCACAUUUAGAUAUGAGCAAAAAUACGCUUCACUUAGUACUUGCUAUGGCAAUACCAAUUCCGUCAUUCAUCAUUUCCGUUAUAUAUUUAACAUUCGCUUACUUUAAAAUUUAUAAUGAGGAUGAGGAAAAUGAACCGUUGGAUAAGAAUGCUGAGGAAAUUGCUGAUGAUGAUAUAAUCGAAGAAGGAAAUCCAGGAAUUGACGUGAAUGAGGAUGAUACCGAAACAAGUAUAAAUAAGGAGAGCACAGAGAAUGGACAAAUUCCAAAUGGCAAUUCCCUCACUCCAAAUUCAGCAGCGGAAGCAAACUCAUUUGGUCAUCAGCUUAAAGUUAAGAUGGCUGAUGAAAUGUCAAGAGAAAGUUUAGAAGGAGGCCUUAUAUUAUCUCAUUCCGAGUCAAAUCAAGGCAAUAUGGCAAAGACAAUGUUGACAAGCAUAACAUCGCCACAAGGAUCGAUCGCUGCAGUAUAAUUCAUUAAAAAAAUGCUGAAUUGAAAUUGAGCGCGUACUGAGUACAUAAAAAAAUAUUUUUUUCCUUCUUUUGCAAGUCGCAUCUCGUCAUAUAGCAUGUAUGUGAAUGAGAGUAUUUAAAAGGACUGGCGUAUUCUAAGACGUGUAGCUACAAUUAAGGAUUUAAAAUUCGAGAAAGAAGAAAAAAAAAUCGUUUAAAAAGCAGCAAUGAAGCUUCGACAGCAUGUCCUUUUUGACAAACAUUUUAGUAAAUAUUAGAUCGUAAGCGUGCAAAUAAAAGCAACUACAUACAUUAAUUAAUAUAAAG